Sorex fumeus (smoky shrew) is the source of this 1707-nucleotide messenger RNA. RefSeq names its product hippocalcin like 1 (gene HPCAL1). Lineage: Eukaryota; Metazoa; Chordata; Mammalia; Eulipotyphla; Soricidae. The transcript has 5 exons. Gene Ontology annotation, molecular function: calcium ion binding. The record is from RefSeq and is a predicted model, not a curated record. Bases 397 to 978 code for a protein of 193 amino acids.
GCUGGCGGCGGCGGCGGCGGCUGCGGGCGGAGGACGCGCGGAGCGGCGGACGCGCGGGCGCCCUCACCUCGCCGGCUCCCCGGCUGCCCGGCUUCCUUUUGUCCUUCUGGGCGGCGAUGAGCGCAGCGCCGGCGCGUCGGCUGCGGGCGCACCGAGGAGGCCCGCGCUCCUAAGCACCCUUUCCCGGCCUCGGCGCCCUCGUCCCCGGCAGCGGCCCGUUGCGGGCGGCGCCGAACUUGAGCUCGGAGAGCCGGCGGCGGACCGCGUCCUGCGCCGGAGCAGGGCAUGGUCUAGCGGUUGCCCCAGAACACGAGCCAGCCCGGAGGGUGUGACCCGGUCCCCGACUCAGCCUCCGCUCAGCCUCCGGUGUGAUUCCCGCCACCACCGUUGCCGACCAUGGGCAAGCAGAACAGCAAGCUGCGGCCCGAGGUGCUGCAGGACCUCCGGGAGAACACGGAGUUCACGGACCAUGAGCUGCAGGAAUGGUACAAGGGCUUCCUCAAGGACUGCCCCACCGGCCACCUGACCGUGGACGAGUUCAAGAAGAUCUACGCCAACUUCUUCCCCUACGGCGACGCCUCCAAGUUCGCCGAGCACGUCUUCCGCACCUUCGACACCAACGGGGAUGGCACCAUUGACUUCCGGGAGUUCAUCAUCGCGCUGAGCGUCACCUCGCGGGGCAAGCUGGAGCAGAAGCUCAAGUGGGCCUUCAGCAUGUACGACCUGGACGGCAACGGCUACAUCAGCCGCAGCGAGAUGCUGGAGAUCGUGCAGGCCAUAUACAAAAUGGUGUCGUCCGUGAUGAAGAUGCCCGAGGACGAGUCCACUCCGGAGAAGCGGACGGACAAGAUCUUCAGGCAGAUGGACACGAACAAUGACGGCAAACUGUCGCUGGAAGAAUUCAUCAAAGGUGCCAAGAGCGACCCCUCCAUCGUCCGGCUGCUGCAGUGUGACCCCAGCAGCGCCAGCCAGUUCUGAGGGACCCCGGCCCGGGCAGUCGAGGAGAAGCACAGGCUCGUCCGUCUGUCCCGCUGUCCAAGCUUAGCUUGCAGAAGCGGCCGCCGCCUCGGUCAUCCCUGCCUUCCCGGACUGCGCACCCCUUCCCUACCCCAGUCCUCCGCGGUCCCCGCCCAGACCCCUCCAUCCCUCCCAGGCGACUCCCCGGGAUGUUUACCCCGCAGACUCCCUGGGGGUCUUGCACGCCUGGGCCACCUCUGCACGCACAGGCAGCCCGGAGGACACCCCCUGCGGGGGGACCCCAGGCAGUUUCUCCAAGCGCGCCCAGGCUGGCUGGCUUCCUCGGUGAGCGCAGGGCGGUGACUGACUCUGUGGGCGAGGUGGGGACCGGAGCGGAGGGAGCGUCGCCGGACAAGCCCUUCCUGUGCAUGGCCGCACCCAGCGCCUCCUGCAUGUCCGUGUACUGUGGUCUCCUUCCUCUGAGUCCCUCAGUGACGCGUCAGGUGGAGUGUCCGUGACUGGUGCCGUGUCGGUUGUGUGUUCAUGCCUCGAUCACCUUUGCACCGUGGCUCCUCCGUGGCCCGUGCCCCCUCCGAGCCUGGUUCUUUUGUGGUAUUUAUGCAUUCUCCGUCUCCACAGGAAACGCAUGCACGCCCGAGGCCCCGCGCCCCGGCUCCUAUAAAGGGUUCGUUGUUGUCGCUGUCCAGUGAUCUGGCAUUUCCUGUAUUAAAAAUGAUCCUGUCAACCCAA